Capsicum annuum is the source of this 711-nucleotide messenger RNA. RefSeq lists its product as uncharacterized. Bases 1 to 711 code for a protein of 236 amino acids. Lineage: Eukaryota; Viridiplantae; Streptophyta; Magnoliopsida; Solanales; Solanaceae. The record is from RefSeq and is a predicted model, not a curated record. The transcript has 2 exons.
AUGGAUAGGAUCAGAGAGCAAGAUGGUGAUUGGCAAAAGAAGGAUGAUUAUACGGAGAAUAGUGGUGUAUAUGUUCCACUAAGGAACCGUGAUGCUGAUUCUAGGCUGAAAGCAUUGCUAGCUAAGUUGGUGAAGGUUAUAAAGAAAAGAAAUAUCAGUUAUGAGGUUGUUGGUGGUUUGCAUAAUUACAGUAUAAUUACAUCUCGAUCCCUUGUGCAAAAGAAAAGUGAUCCUGGAGCUUUCACUAUUACUUGUACUAUUGGGACAUCUAGAUUUUCCAAGGCUUUGUGUGACUUGGGUGCAAGCAUUAACUUGAUAUUUCUGGCAGUAUUCAAGCAAUUAGGCUUGAAACCUCCUAAACCAGUGAUGAUGCAGUUAUUGAUGGUAUAUCGUAUAGUGAAAAAGCCCAUAGGCAUAUCAUUUGAUGUUUUGGUAAAGGUGGACAACUUCAUAUUUUUGGCCGAUUUUGUUGUCAUAAAUUAUGAGGUUGAUUUUGAGAUGCCCAUAAUUCUAGGGAGACUAUUUUUAGCAACGAGUAGAGUAUUGGUGGAUAUGAAAAGAGCUGAGCUUAAGUUCAGGCUGAGUAAUACAAAAGUCACGUUCAAUGUUCAUAGAACUAUGAAGCAGCCAACUGGCAUGAGAUUGGUUUUGGUAAUAAACUAUAUUGAUGACCAUGGAAGACAAUCCUAUGGUUACCUAGAUGAACUCUGA